Molecule: messenger RNA, 660 nt
Organism: Schistosoma bovis
Lineage: Eukaryota; Metazoa; Platyhelminthes; Trematoda; Strigeidida; Schistosomatidae
Source: the annotation of a GenBank genome assembly
AUGUACUUAUUUCCAGAUGCCUUCAAAAAUCAUUUCCUUAGCUUAAACAUACAAGUCAACUGUCUUGAAUUCAGGACUGGGUGUUCGGAAAUGUUAUUGCUGUCGGCCUCAUGGUUUAGAAAUACUACUAAAAUCUGUCAGUACGAAAAAUCAUAUAGCUCCUACCCAAGACAAAUGAAAAAUGCAAAUGUACCAUCCUUUGAUGCAUUCGAUGCGCUGAUGAUUGAAAUAAUCAAAUAUUCAAAUUCCGUUUCAAGUGAUGAUUCGGAUAUUCGUUUUCUUGAAUCCCUUGGUGUAAGCGUAAGCGAAAAGUUAAUCGAAAAAGCUACAAAAGAUCAUGCCAGGUUUAUCAAUGAAUUAGAUAUUGUUAAAUAUGUAUGCACAGAAUUUUGGUCAUCAGUAUACCACAAACAAGUUGAUACGCUUAAAACCAAUUACCAAGAUGUUUACGUUCUGAUUGUUAAUGAUUUUCAGCCUUUAGUGAAAUUCGAUAGUAUCCCAGAAGGCAUAUCAGAAAUCCCAAAGUAUCUGGCGUUCCCUUCGGGACUUUUGAAAGGAGCUUUAUGUAGUCUUGGAUUGAAUUGUGUUGUAGCAGCAGAUUGUGAACAACCACCUACAUGUAAGUUUGCCUAUAACAAAGUCACUCUUAGUAACAGGUAA